GCAUCCGAUGGUGAGGAUGAGUUAGAGUUGGGUAUUGUUGACACGUACGUGGUGUUAUGGAGGAUUAUUCGAUUGAAACCGAUGAUUUGGAUGUUGUUCGUUUUGUUAACGGGAAAGUUUGCAUUCGCGGCCACAGAUGGAAUAACGAGUUUGAAGUUGAUUGGAAUGGGUAUGCCGAAAGAUAAAUUGUCGAGUAUGGCGGUGUUUUUGACACCUUUACAGGUGUUGCUGCCGUGGAUGAUAGGUAAAUACACUGCUGGUCCUCGUCCACUCAACGUUUUCUUAUUGGCCUAUCCGUACAGGAUAUUCAUGGGUGGUGUUUUUGCCGCAUUAUUGUGGUGGACGCCAUCGUUCCGAUUGCCUGACGGUGAUUUUCCAGUCACUUUGUAUGCUAUUUGGGUGAUUGCCUAUUGUUUUCAUCAGGUUAUUAUUAUUAUUGUUAUUGCUAUUGUUAUUAUUAUUAUUGCGUGUCUAAUGUAA
Molecule: messenger RNA, 480 nt
Organism: Anisakis simplex (herring worm)
Lineage: Eukaryota; Metazoa; Nematoda; Chromadorea; Rhabditida; Anisakidae
Source: the annotation of a GenBank genome assembly